AUGAGGGCUGGUGGUGGACAGUCCCUUUGUCUCCCAGCCCUGGGUGGACAAAGGGGCUUCCGGAAAGAGAGAAAGAGGAUGGCCAGUGGAAAUGGGCUCCCUCCAUCCUCGGCCCUGGUGGCCAAGCGUCCAUCCGCCCUGGGGCCGUUCCCCAGAUACGUCUGGAUCCACCAGGACACACCCCAGGAUAGCCUAGACAAGAUUUGCCAUGACAUCUGGAAGAGAGUUCAGGGCUUGCCAGAGUCCCUGCAGCCCAGGACCUCACUGGAGAAACUCUCCGCGCCGAUGACUGGGACCGUCAGCUUCCAAGAAGAAGCUCUGGAGCUGAGCAGUGGCAAGGAUGAGAUCUCCCUGUUGGUGGAGCAGGAGUUCUUGAGCCUCACCAAAGAACAUCUCAUCUUGGUCCAGGAGGGGCCUGGGGAGCUGGCGACACCUAUUGUCACUCCCCAGGGGACCCCGGAGCUGGCUCCCUGCUUCCUUGUGCCUCCUCUGGGGGCAGACAGCACUGACUACCCGGGAUCCUCUCUAAUGGCUGGUGACAAGCUUCAGGAGCAGAAGCUGUCCAUGCCCAUCAUCAGUAGCAGGCAGGACUGUGAUUCCACCAUGUCUACAGUCACAGGCAUCCUGCGUGCCGCCAAGGUCAAGAGUGUCAAGGGAACUAAGGACGAAAGCCAUAGCCUGGGUGCCUCUAAUUCAGAGAUCAGCAAGCUCCUGGCCCAGUUCCCGCUGAAGUCUACCAAAAUGUCCAAGGCUCCCGACAACAAGAUGGUGCUGGAAGAGACCAAGGUCAUUAAAGAUUUCCUGCAGAAUAGCAUGUUCAAUGGAUCUGGACCCCGGGAGCCCAUGGGGUUGGGCCCGUUCCUGCUGCUGCCACCCCCACCCCCUCCUGCACCCCCUGACAAGCCCCCGGAGUUCUCUUCUCCGAAAAGGCAGCUCCCAGUGUUUGCCAAAAUCUGCUCCAAGACCGAGGCUGAGCCCACUCUUGAGGGUCACCACUGGAUUGAACGAACCCCUGGCACCAAAGAGCUGACCAAAGGUCGAGAGAGCCUCUUUCUCAGCCAAUGGCCCCAGAGCCGGAAGGACAGUUGUGGUGAGGAGGGUCACAGUGACUCGAUGGGCACCAUCUCCAUGACUCUGCCAACCAAGAAGCCAGUGUGGCCGGCUGAGAAGAAUCUGCUUUAUGAGUUCUUUGGGGCCACCAAGAACCCCGGUGGGCAGCUGAGGCUUCGAGGCAAAGUGGAUAUGGAUGGGCUGGAUCUGAAGUUUAACCCACCGACACUGGCACCGGUGCCUGACAAGAACAUUAAGUAUGCCGGGAAUGUGUUCGCCCCACGCUUCACCGCCGCCUUGACCUCGACCACCCUGAACCAGCCUCUCUGGCUCAAUCUGAACUGUCCACCUCCACCAGUGUUCUCCAGCCACUCCGCCUUCCCGCAGUAUCAGGGCCUGUACCCACAGCGAUCAGCAAGGAUGCCCUACCAGCAACCCGUGCACCCCCCACUGGGGUGCUACUCCCGGCAGGUGACACCGUACAACCCACAGCAGAUGGGACAGCAAAUUUUCCGCUCUUCCUACACACCCCUGAUGAGCUAUAUCCCUUUCGUCCAGCCCAACUAUCCAUAUCCUCAGAGGACGCCCCAGAAGCUUCCCGCCAACCCCCGAGAUCCUACCCCAAUGGCAGGAGAUGGGCCUCCAUACCUCUUUACCCAGGGAUAUGGGUUCAACUCGGCGUCCAGAGCCCCUCUGAUGAACAGCCCCUAUUUUUCCUCCAGUGGGAAUGGAAUCCGCUUUUAG
Messenger RNA from Chionomys nivalis (European snow vole), 1794 nucleotides. RefSeq names its product chromosome 11 C1orf94 homolog (gene C11H1orf94). The record is from RefSeq and is a predicted model, not a curated record. NCBI's taxonomy places the organism in Eukaryota, Metazoa, Chordata, Mammalia, Rodentia, Cricetidae. The transcript has 7 exons. The coding region runs from base 1 to 1794 and encodes 597 amino acids.